UUUGUUUAAAAAUGGCGGCGCCCUAUUCCAAAUGUGUAACUUCAGUCCUACGUCCUAACUUAUUUAGAGAAAAAGUUGCAAUAGUAACGGGUGGCGCUACGGGGAUAGGAAAGGCAAUAACAAAGGAAUUACUUCUUCUCGGCUGUAAUGUUGUCAUUGCAUCACGAAAACAGGACAGAUUGCUGACAGCUGAGAAGGAAAUCAGUGAGUGGCUGUCACAAAUUGAAACAGCCUCAAAACUUAAAAUUGUCCAGUGCAAUAUUAGAAAAGAAGAUGAGGUCCAAAAUCUGAUAUCAUUUACACUGAAAACGUUUGGUCAAUUGGAUUAUUUAGUCAACAAUGGUGGAGGGCAGUUUAUGAGUAAAGCAGAGGACAUCACGCUAAAAGGGUGGAAUGCUGUCAUUGAGACUAAUCUGACCGGCACAUUCUUGAUGUGCAGAGAAGCUUACAAACAAUGGAUGAAGGCACAUGGGGGAUCUAUCGUUAACAUAACAAUGGACAUGGUGAAAGGGUACCCAAUGAUGAGCCAUUCUGGUGCUGCUAGAUCUGGGGUAAACAACCUAACCAAGUCCUUAGCCCUGGAAUGGGUCCACAGUGGAGUCAGGAUCAACUGUGUGGCCCCAGGAAGCUCUAUCUACUCAGAAACUGCUGCCGCCAAUUACGGAGACAGCAAGAUAUUUGACUUGGUCGUCCCUCGUAUCCCAAUGAAAAGACUUGGCACAGUUGAAGAGAUUUCAGCAGCUGUUUGUUUUCUACUGUCACCAGCUGCGGCCUUUAUAACAGGGGAGAGCAUUCAAAUUGAUGGUGGGCAAUCACUCUACAUGACUUCCAGUUUUGAUGUACAAGACCAUUCAAGCUGCCCCAAAUAUUCCUGGGACACUGAUAUUCAAUCACAGAAAAGCAUCUGCAAGUGCCAUACUGAUGAAAUGAAAUCUAAACUUUAGACUGUUAUUUUAAACCAGCUGUUUACAUGUUUUUGUUGCUGUUAAUUUAUUCAUAAGUACAUUUGAAUGUUAUGGCAAAACUAAUAAAAAUAAAUGCAA
This is a messenger RNA of Physella acuta, 1043 nucleotides long. RefSeq names its product peroxisomal trans-2-enoyl-CoA reductase. Gene Ontology annotation, molecular function: trans-2-enoyl-CoA reductase (NADPH) activity. The record is from RefSeq and is a predicted model, not a curated record. Lineage: Eukaryota; Metazoa; Mollusca; Gastropoda; Physidae. Gene Ontology annotation, cellular component: peroxisome. Gene Ontology annotation, biological process: phytol metabolic process.